GCCAAUGCGCAUGCGUGGAGAAACUUUGAAAAUGGCGGAGGAAUUGAAUGAAUGAAAUGCAAAUGUUUAACAUUUCGAUUAUUUUAAUUUGGACAAAUUUAGUGCAAUAUAAUAAGUACAGCAAAAGGAUUAUCACAGCUGAUCAUUUUACUAGGACUUUUUCUGUUUUACAACACUGAAAGAUGGACAGAUUCAAUUACCAUUCACCAAUAACCGACUCAGUAUACAACAGACCCUACCUCUCUUCCACUCCAGAUGUUUUACAAUCGAGACAAUACAGAGACUUGAACUUGAACAACAAUCUGAGUAGCUAUGAAAGAGGGGGUCUGUUUGGGGACAGAAUAUCAUUUGGUUCCCCAAGUUACCCCUCCCCACUUGACAGGAUUCGGGCUGACAGAACUGACUUCAGAUAUGCAUCAGAACUGAAUGGGGUGAAGGAAUCAUCAUUUGAAAUAAAUCAGUCAUUUCCAAAGAUGACAAAAACAGCAAGAUGUCUAGACGAAACCAUGGCAAAACCAAAGGCCAAGAAACUCUGUCCGAGAGAGGAGAUGAACACUAUAGAUUGCGAGUUCCAUGAUGUUAGCUUCAGUCCUGGACCUAGUAAAGGGUGCUUUUCCUCUGAUGCCCAUCCAGACAGGGAGAAUUUAUCAUUUUACAACAAUAUAGGAGGGGGGCAGUUGGGAAUGGUCUUUCCUACAACCAUACGAAAUCCAAACAAAGCCAUCUGUACGAUUGAUUCUAAGUCAUCAGAGAUCUUAAUUGCAAAUGACAUGACAUGUGAACUAUUUGGAUAUGAAACAGAAGAGCUUUUAGGCAAAAAACUGAAAGAUUUGAUCAAACUGAAGCCCAAAGACCAGGCUACGAUUUUGGAAUGCCACUUUGAUGAGUCAUCUGGAGAUAUCAUCAGCCUUGCUGGCAAAGUGGUGGAUGCUACUGAUAGCAAUGGUCUGAUCAUGCCAAUAUCAGUGUGGGUCAAAAGAUUAGAACAAGAAACAGAGCACAGGGCCGUGGUUGUCAUGGAGCCGGUUGAAAGAACUGUUGCCAUGGUGACAUUUAAUACAGAGGGAACAAUUCUAUCCUGUGACCAUCAGAUGGCCUACUUGUAUGGAUAUUUCUCACCAGAUGACUUGGAAGGCCUCAAAAUUAAACAAUUGAUUCCCUCCCUCAAAUUGCCUGUUGUAGGAAAGCCAUUGGAAAAGGAAGUGAGAAAACAGAGAGCAACUGGACGCACUAAAGAUGGGGCUUCAUUUCCACUCAGUCUGUCUGUCAAGUUAGCAACAGAGGUGAAUUCUGGCAACGAAUCUACAGGAGGUAUCCAUGACGACAGGGAAAACAUCUAUGUUGGUGUACUAUGGGUGUUCUCAAACAUCAGCGGUCUUGUUACCCUGCUUCCUGAUGGCACCAUAAACAGUAUCAAUGAAAACUUUGCCUUAAUGCUUUUUGGGUAUUCAAGAGCUGACCUCCUUGGAAAGGAUAUUUCAAUGUUGAUACCAGAUUUCUAUGACAUCCUGGAACUCGAGAAUUCAGACGCUGGAAGUUUCCAUAGUGGCCUGAGCAACCCAAACCAGUUACCAGAUGACAGAAAAGACAUGAGGGAAGUGGACAGCAGUGAUGAUCAGGGUAUAGGGAGCAGUUUAAUCUCUAACCAGUGUCCUCCAGCUAUAGACGCUCAUCCAAUGCUGGGACCGGGGGUCACUUCUACCCCCAACAGGAAUCAAACAGUUUCAUUUCUAAGGAAAGGAUCUGAUAGGGAUUUAGGAAGUGAGGUGGAGAUUUCACCUUUAGCUGUGGACGUGAACAAAGACCUGAUAGGUAGACUAGAACUCAGUGACAGUGAUGAGGAGAUGACUGUUCCUCCUCUGGUUAGAAUGGAUGCAAGGUCACCAGAAAACAACCAUAGUAAUGUGUCUACCUCCAGCACAGAGACUAUUCCAACGGCAAGGGAGGUAACCAGAAAUGUGGCAGUGACUCCAGGAGAGGCAAAAGAGGAACAAAGAGAAAUGCCUGAUCCAAGUCAAAGUUUGGAAGAAAAUAUGGAUGGCAAAGUUAAGGUGGCUUCUGAAAUAAACAAGAGUAUGGAUUGGUUUCAAAAAGUAGAGGGACAAGACCUGGAGAUCGUAGACUGUGUUAAAGAUAAAAGAUUUGAUUGUAAUUCUGAACAUAAGGAAUUCCGACCUCCGGAGUCCUCAAUGUCAGCACAGACACCAGUUCUUAACAAAGAAAGUGUGGAAGUCUCUUCUGAAAGGAUAACAGAUACUGUUGAGGUGGCUGAUAGGACAGAAUUUCUCCAAACGCUUCACGACACAAAUAAAAUAUUGAUGGAGAUCAAGUCAAGUAUUGGAAGUGACAGACUUGUUACAGAACAGAAAGUCAGUGAAGACAGCAUGAAAGAGAACACAGAGAAAGAAGUGCAAGAAGGUGUGAAUGUAGAGACAGGUGAUGGAGAUUUAAAUGGGAAUCAAAAUGUUUCAAAUUCCACAAUAGAACUGUUAACUGCCGAUGUAGGAGUACUAGACCUGAGCGACUCGGACUCUCCAGACAGAAGCAAAGAAAGAGGCAAGAAAUCUAUUUUGGGGGACACAUCAGGGACUUUCGCUGAUAUCAGCGACAGUGUCCAUUCUAGUGCUAUAUUGAAAGACAGCUCCAGGGAAAGUCUCAGGGAAGAUCUAUCUUUUCCUGCUAGUCAUGACUAUAUUCCUAAGUGCAAUACAGAUUGUGUUAUUGAUGAGAUUAGUUCUGUGGAAAAUUCUGUUGAUCAUGGAAAGGAUGCAGGUUUACCAAACUUGUUGAUUCGACAGAUGAGGCUGAACUGUAGCCAUUCCAGCGGGCAUAGUACAGACCACCCGUCUGAAUCCUCGUGUGAUCCAAUAACUAGCUACACCCACAGCAGCUUUCUAACUGACAGUGUGAGUUUUCAUGAGAGAGACAGUGGCUGUAGUCCUAGGAAACACAAAAGGAAGGACAGGCGACGGGAUCCCCCUCAUCAACAAAGCUCGUCGUCUGCAAGUCAGUCAGUGGUAUUCCCAGAAGGAUCGUACGCAGGGCAGGGAAAACACAGAGAUAGAUCAUAUUUAGGGAUUAUAUUCCAGAUAAAGCGUGUAAUAUUGGAGGAUGGGAGUGUCCGGUAUUGUAUGUGGGUGUCCAGGGACCCCGAGGAACCAGCAGAAGGUGGGAGAUCGUUUGCCAAUCUCACGCUUGCCACAACUCUUAACAGCACUGUGGACUGCUCGGGCAACUAUAGUCUGGGGGAUCUACUGGCAGAAAAAGCUUGUUCUGACUCCAAAGUAGAAAAUGAGGAGCUUUCUAGGGAAGACUCACACUGGAGCGUACAGGAACAAUCUGAGGAUGGUCCCUCCUCAGGGAGGGGGCUAUUUGACAUCAAAUAUCACACUCUCAUCUCCAUUGGGAAGGGAGCAUUUGGAUUUGUGAAGUUAGCAAAAAGAAAAAUUGAUGAGGAAGAGGUUGUGGUGAAGUUCAUCAAGAAGAAUAAAGUAUUAUCAGAGUGUUGGACAGAAGAUCAGCAAGGCAAAAGAUUGCCAUUGGAAGUGUCGCUUCUUAAAAUGUUACAACAUCCUAAUAUUGUUCGGGUGAUAGAUGUGUUUGAGAAUGAAGACUAUAUCCAAAUGGUGAUGGAGAAACAUGGCAGUGGUAUGGACUUGUUCGAGUUCAUUGACCGUUCCCCACUGAUGGACGAAGCUCUGGCCAGCUAUAUUUUCAGACAGAUUGUGGCAGGGGUAGGUUAUUUGCACAGCCUAAAUAUCGUUCACCGUGACAUCAAGGACGAGAAUGUCAUUCUUAAUGAGAAUUUCCGGAUAAAGUUGAUUGACUUUGGAGCUGCAGCCUACAUGAUGCCAGGGAAAUUGUUUGGGACGUUUUGUGGUACCAUGGAGUACUGCAGUCCUGAAGUCCUCUUGGGAAAUAGGUACCAGGGUCCGGAACUAGAAAUGUGGUCAAUGGGCGUUACUUUAUACACACUGGUUUAUGGAGAAAACCCAUUCUUUGAUGUGGAGGAGACCAUUAAAGGAAAACUAAAACCACCAUUCCAAGUCUCAAGAGCUCUUACACAUCUACUCUCUGGACUUUUAAACCCCAGUCCUGCUAAGCGGGUCACCAUUAAGGAUUGUCAGAGAGAUUUAUGGACAAACCAACCAGUUGAUUCAACCCAAUAUACCUGGGAGGAAGUUUUACCAAACUGUGAAUUUCAUGGAAAUACUGCCUCAGACAAUAGAAUCGACUCUCCCGAGUCCAAACUGGACCGCAAGGCUUCCCUCAGCCACACUGACCAAUAUAUUGACAAGGUGUACACAGAUCUUCCUCACUCUCUCCCUUCAUUCUCGCCACCAAGUUAUCAGACACACAUGCUGGAUUCCAAAUAUUGCUCCAUUGUAGACGUUUAAACACAGAAAGAAUUUUAUACCAGUUUGGUGAAGAAUAAUUUCCUGAUAGACCAGUGGUGUGAACAGUGCUUCGUAUCUCCCUUAACCAUUUACAGUGUGAAAUAUAUCAAGGUGAAAGAAUGUUAUCAUGAACAGGCUGUAGACCAAUAUAACUUAAAAUUUAUUUGCAAAUUGAAAUCAUUAGUAUGAGAUUGAAGAUGUGUACUACAAUCCUUAGUGUGUAGAGGUUAACAGCUAUAUACAUUGUGUUUUGAGAUAUACAUGUGACAAAUUAUGUUUUGUGCCACAUUUAACUGGUAUUUAUCCUGGUGCUGUUUUUCUCUUUUUUUUUUUGUUUCAUUUUAGGUUGAUAAGAAUUUAAACAUAUACAGUUUUGUAAAAUCCUAGCAAUGCAAAUCUAUGCAAUAUAUCUGCAAUGUUAAUGAUGCCAAUUUUGUUGACAUUCAGGUUGACCACAAAUUCUCUUUCAUGCUAUGACCAAAGGUGUAAUAUAAAGGUUGUAUACAUGUAUUUUAGGCUUGUUUCAAUUUUUUCAGAAUUACAAGGUAGUGACCAUAGUUUUAAAUUAUCUGAACCCUAGGUUCUCAAAUGAGCUUUCUAAUCAAAAAUGUUCUAUUGUUGUUCUUAACUUGUCACAUUUUCUCCUUUUCCAGAACCACAUUGGUAAUUUCAACCAAACGUGGUGAAAAACUUUAUGAGGAGUCAACUUGUUCAAAUUAAAAGAAUUGCUUCCUUCUAAGAGGAGAUAUUUGGAAAGUAUAUUAGGAAGUUUUGAAAAUCUUCAACAUAGUAUACAAGCACCCUUAUGUAUUCUGUAGAUUUGAAUUAUUUUAAACCAUAACAGUGGAGCCACAAUAGGGGGUUUAAAAUCAAAUUAAUGGAAAUAAUUUUCUUUCGUAGGAUACAAUUUGUCAAUUUAAUUUGUAAGAAUUCUCAUGUAGUGCACACACGAUGACGCCUAGGGCAAAGGUUGGGCCACAACAGGGGAUUAAAUUCCUACAUAGACAUAUUUACGGGUUGAUUAUAGUUUUAAUCAAGAAUUGCAAAUGUUACAAUGUUCAAAUUGGUUCAGAACUAACCCUAGUCUAAUGGAAAUCUAGUAAAGAUACUGUACAUGUACCAUUGAACUAGUUGACUGUAAAAGUACAAAUGGUCAAUAGGACUAUUAUAAACUAUAGGAUUUAUAAAGAAUUCAAAUGUUCUCUUCAAAUAGACUUGUUCAAGUUGUUUUGAUUCUUUAAAUGCUUCAAUACAAUAGUGACCCAAUAGCACUAUUAAAGCAUGCACUCCAAACACUUUUAACAUUUAAAUAUAAUGAUAAGGUGGGCGUUGUGGAACAUGGGUCUCUUGUUAAUAUGCUAUUUGUUUUUGGUUGACCUAAGCUAAAUUCCUUCAAACUUAACUCAAGGGCCAAACAGGGAUGCAAAACUUAUGAGACACUUUGUAAAGGAAUAAUUUUUAAAAUAAUUUGACCAGAAAGUGGCUUAGAAGAAAGUGUAACAAAGAAUCUGGGGUACAAGGUUGGGGGAUCAAGAACAUCUAGGUAUCAGUUUGUCAGUAUUAUAUAUUGCAGUGUAGAUUUAUGUUUGCUAUAAAUAUCAAAAGAUGAAGGAUAAUAGUUCUUCCAUGAUUAACUGUUUAAUGGGUUGUAGACAUUUUGUAUAGCAUAUUAAUCAGUUAGAGAAAUGAUGUUGACUCGUACAUGUAUGUAUUUAUAUUAUAGAUUUGCUCUGGCAGUCAUCAAACGCAAUAUAGCCCAUGUAACAUUCAAAAUAUAUAUGAGAUUCAGUUAUUUUAUAACUGCUGUUAUUAAACAUUUUUAUCCUCAAAA
This is a messenger RNA of Ostrea edulis (European flat oyster), 6228 nucleotides long. Its product is annotated as PAS domain-containing serine/threonine-protein kinase-like. The record is from RefSeq and is a predicted model, not a curated record. Bases 183 to 4397 code for a protein of 1404 amino acids. Gene Ontology annotation, biological process: intracellular signal transduction; negative regulation of glycogen biosynthetic process; protein phosphorylation. Gene Ontology annotation, molecular function: protein serine/threonine kinase activity; ATP binding. Lineage: Eukaryota; Metazoa; Mollusca; Bivalvia; Ostreida; Ostreidae. Gene Ontology annotation, cellular component: cytoplasm; nucleus; cytosol. The transcript has 20 exons.